AUGGGCACGACUAAGGCCCGCGCAGCUGCGAAACAGCAGCCCACCUCCAAAGCCCAGCCCGCCCAGGCAGCCCAGUUUGCCCAGCCCCUCCCGGAAAAGACGUUUAUAAUCGAUAAUGGCGCCUAUACGAUGAAGGCGGGCUACGCGCCCUCCUUCCCGCCGCCAGAGGAUCCAGACAAAGCGCUCGCCGCAUGCGUCACCAUCCCCAACGCGCUCGCCAAAACGCGCGACAACCGCAUCUUCAUCGCCUCGCAGCUCUCUACGCACAUCUCCGACUGGAACGAAGUGACAUUCCGCCGGCCGGUGGAGAAGGGGUACAUCGUCAACUGGGAGGCGCAGAAGGAGAUCUGGGACCAUUCGUUCUUCGACGAGAAGACCGCGCGGUACAAGGAGGCGCGGGUUCUGAACCCGGAGGAGACGACGCUGCUGCUAACGGAGGCGCCGAACGCGUUGCCGGCGCUGCAGAAGAAUGCCGACGAGAUUAUCAUGGAGGAGUGGGGGUUUGGUGGUUAUUUAAGAUGUGUUGGGCCCACGCUAAAUGCCUGGAACGAUGUCCACCCCUUAUUUGGUGAUCCUGCGACACAGCUGUCGGAUACAGGAAUCAACCCGAUCGAAUGUCUGAUGGUUGUCGACUCCGGAUACUCCCACACCACCAUUACACCUGUCUACAAAGGCCGGCCGCUUCAGCGCGGGAUUCGAAGGCUGGACAUCGGUGGGAAGCAUCUCACCAACUACAUCAAGGAAAUGGUGUCGAUGCGGCAGUAUAACAUGGUGGAUGAGACGCAGAUCAUGAACGAUGUCAAGGAGGCGGUGUGCUACGUGAGCAGCGAUUUUAAGACCGACAUGGAGCGGACAUGGAAGGGGAACAGGAAGCGAGGACAGCCUGAUCCGGGCGAAGGGAUUGUUGUCGACUAUGUCUUGCCAGAUCCGGCUGCGAACAAGAAGGGAUACGUGCGACCGCAUGAUCCGCUGCUGAACGCUAAGAAACGCCAGAGUUUGCUCUCCGGGGCUGGUGCGGAGGCAUUCUCCGAAGACUUCUUAGUUCUGGGGAACGAACGGUUCACCGUGCCGGAAAUCCUGUUCAACCCGGGAGAUAUUGGGAUGAAGCAGGCGGGGAUUCCAGAAAUCAUCCUGCAGAGCCUGUCUGUUUUGCCGACGGGGCUGCAUCCGGCCUUCCUGGCGAACGUUUAUGUUGUGGGAGGAAAUUCGCUGAUCCCGGGAUUUAUGGAAAGAUUGGAGACUGAGCUACGCCAGAUAGCAUCUGCAGAGUGCGUCGUCCGAGUUCGACGGCCCAAGGACCCGAUCCGCUCUACCUGGCUAGGGGCGUCACGCUUCGCAACGAAUAGAGACGAGCUCAAAGAAGCCGCGAUUACGCGACAGCAAUACUUUGAAUAUGGGUCAGCCUGGGUGGGGAAGAAGUUUUCGGGGGCUGCCUAG
Molecule: messenger RNA, 1437 nt
Organism: Rasamsonia emersonii CBS 393.64
Lineage: Eukaryota; Fungi; Ascomycota; Eurotiomycetes; Eurotiales; Trichocomaceae
Exons: 4
Coding region: 1-1437 (478 amino acids)
Cellular component (GO): Swr1 complex
Molecular function (GO): nucleosome binding
Source: RefSeq, a predicted model, not a curated record